GACUACAAUGAUGAAAUCCGACAAGCACAGUUGCAGGAAUUAACUUACUUGAAUGGUGGAUCAGAAAAUGCAGAAGUUCCAGUAGUCCGUGGAAAGCCUCCUUUAAGGGCACGGGGAGGCCUCUCUCCUGCUUUGGCAAGAGCCCGUGGGGGUGUGCUGCCACCACCCACAAGCAUUCCAAGGGGAGCACCAGCGCCCAGGGGAGUUCCCUCUGGCAGAGGUCCCGUCAGCCGCGGUCGUAGCCUUAUCACUCCCAGGGCAAGAGGAGUUCCUCCAUCUGCAGGUUACCGACCUCUUCCACCACCUCCAGCACAGGAUACGUACGGGGAAUAUGAAUAUGAUGAUGGAUAUGGCACUUCAUACGAUGAACAGAGCUAUGAUUCCUACGAUAACAGCUAUAGCACUUCGGCACAAAGGACAGGAAGAGUGGACCAACUCAAGACACAAGGCUCCUUCAGCAAGGGCAACAAAAGGAACCUACAGAGAGCAGCCAUAUGCAAGAUACUGAUUAUACUGUCCGAUGUUGUGAAAUGCCCAAUCUCCAGUCCUGUAAACUGUUCAAAGAGUCACAUGGAGUGUAUGGAGGCCAAAGAGACCUGUUUCUCUUCAUACUUCAGGAUUUUGGUCACUGAUACGGACAACUUCAAAAUCAUUUCCUCACCAAUGUGCCUCCGAAACUACAGCCAGCCUGUGUAUGAAACUCCAGUAUGAUUUCCUUUUUUUAUACUGCUUAUCGUUUCUAAACUUUGUAACACAAAUAGCUUUUUGGAUCUCUGUUUUAAAUCUUAAGUGUUUCAUCACUUACUGCUGUAUAUUUGUAGAGAUGUUAAUAAAAGGGCUUUUUUAUU
Messenger RNA from Python bivittatus (Burmese python), 848 nucleotides. The record is from RefSeq and is a predicted model, not a curated record. Lineage: Eukaryota; Metazoa; Chordata; Lepidosauria; Squamata; Pythonidae.